Molecule: messenger RNA, 426 nt
Organism: Lactuca saligna
Lineage: Eukaryota; Viridiplantae; Streptophyta; Magnoliopsida; Asterales; Asteraceae
Source: the annotation of a GenBank genome assembly
AUGGCUCGGCAGAAAGGGACGAAGGAACACGUUCGAAGAUGGCAGCAUACCGCCAUAGCGUCGUCAACAGCACCCUUGGCCUCGUCAACAACACCAGCGAUGGCGAUGGCGGUGGUUUACGACCACCACAUCAACAGCACCCACCCGAUGGCGGAACAUCGAGUCCUUCACGAUGGCAGAAGGCAGGAGGAGAAGAAUAAGAAGAUACAGAGGCACGGUGGCGGCGGAACUGUCGUGCUUAAUGUCCAGCGACAAUUCUCGGCAACAUGCUCGGUAUCCCAAUGGUUUCGGUGGUCCCUAUGGCGUUUGGAUGGCGAGGCAGCGACGGUAGUCGGCUGGACUCGUCGGAUCGGAACACGAAUGAAGGGUGUCAGCUGGAGGUUAAUACACGGUGGUAGGAAGGUCCGGAGAUGUCGGCGCCGGUGA